AUGAACUUUCGAGAAUGCUCACAAGAGUGUGACUCGCAGGCGUUGACGACGGGGCGCGGCGGCGCAGGCAACAUCCACUCGAGCUCGAUGGCCCGCCUGAUCUCGCGUGUCGCGCGCCCCCAGGACCACCCACAGACGGCGUCGCUGCUCGCCGACCGCGAGGCGGCCGAAGCCGAGUACGAGCGCAGCGUGAUCCGCGCGAGCGAGGAGGCGGCAAAAGCGCGCAAGCAGUCGUCCGGGCGCGGGGGUGCAGGGAACAUCGCGCGGUCGCAGUCAAAGGGCCCGCGAUCCAAGUCCAAGUCGUUCUCGAAGGCGCGACGGUCGUUCUCAAAGAGCCGGCGGUCACAGUCGCGUGACGACGAGGGCUCACAGGAGCCGCGGUCGUCGAUGCAUUCA
Messenger RNA from Postia placenta MAD-698-R-SB12, 396 nucleotides. RefSeq lists its product as hypothetical. The record is from RefSeq and is a predicted model, not a curated record. The annotation marks the transcript as partial. NCBI's taxonomy places the organism in Eukaryota, Fungi, Basidiomycota, Agaricomycetes, Polyporales, Adustoporiaceae. The transcript has a single exon.